CGUGUGCAAUUUCCAUUGUCGCGACUCUUUGUCUCCUCAGCUUGAGUCCACCUUCAAAGAGUAUCCGCCCUCCCUGCGCGCGUUGGCUCCGGGUCGACCAUCUCGACCGGCUCAUUCGCGUACCGUAACCGAUCGACCGCCCUCUACCUGCAGGGCAGGGUAAAAUGAAUGGGCAGGAGGCACCGGGACUGAGAGGUGGCCAGUCGUGGUAGAUACACUGCCUACCAUACUUAGCCUUACAAAUACAGUACUUCUCCAUCUCCCCGACAGCGCCCAAACCACACGACUUCCCGUCGCCAGUUACUUUCCGGGUGCUCAUCAGCGGCGCCUACCUACACCCUGCGUGACCUCCACUACUUUCUUCCUAUCCGACUCGCCUACCUAGCCGUGCCUACCUAGCAAGGUAGGUAGGUGGGAGGUGCCCCUCCUUGGCCAUGUCAAACCCAACGGCCAAGGUCCCCUCGGCGGCAGCGACGUACACACCAGCAACGCUCGACCCAGAUCUGAGAUCGCAGAUCAACACGCUGCUGUUGAAAGACGAUCAUGUAACAAAGAUCCAAGAGACGAUGCUGCACUCGCUGCACUCACACCCGGCAAACUGGCCCACGGCGGUCCAGUCACACGCCCUGUCUCUACUCCGGUCUGGGGAUGUCACCACCUUCCCUGCCCUCCUCCGCCAAGUCCUUGACGAUGUCAGGCAGAGCACUCAGGCUGCCUCCUUGUCGAGCGCGCCCGCCAAGGCCACAAAUGGCGCCGACGUCAACGGCAAAAAGGCCAACGGCGAUGUUUCUGGACGUCUGCAGGGUCUCGCCAUCCCCCAAGCCGUAGUUGACGAUGCCCUCAAGGUCGCUAGGGAAAGUCUCGAGGCUGUCUGUGAGGUUGAGGAGAACGGCACAUCGUGAUUUGACCUCGGGCGCGCUGGACCACGACUUUCCUAGCGGGGUGGAACUGCUGCCGAGGUUGGCGAUAAUCCCUACGCUCCGGUUAUGGACUGGUAUGCUUUGAAAGUGUAAUUCACCCCGAGGCAUCGGUUUAUCCUGGCAACAAUGCGCAGGAGCAAUCACGGUCUAGGUGUGUAAACUACAAAGAGCGAGGAAACGGAAGAAGAUGGUAUCAAGUACUGCUCCCGCCUUGGGUCUUUCCUACUUCUUCAUCGCAAGAGACAAGGAGCCAUAUAUGUCAAACGCUGGAGGGAAAGAGAAAUAGAAGGGAACCCUUGCACCGCAUGAGAGCAGCAAACCCCACAGCCGAGGCGAACCAACCCAUUUAGACUACCUAUCUAUUUCACCUAACGCAAUGCAUUCACCAGACCGUCUUAUUGCACCAGAAAACGACUAAGUGACCGUCGUUAGCCUUGCGAAAAUAGUUCCUCGCUGCCUGUGCCUCUUGACAAAGCCAUG
Gaeumannomyces tritici R3-111a-1 is the source of this 1400-nucleotide messenger RNA. RefSeq lists its product as hypothetical. The coding region runs from base 435 to 902 and encodes 155 amino acids. Lineage: Eukaryota; Fungi; Ascomycota; Sordariomycetes; Magnaporthales; Magnaporthaceae. The record is from RefSeq and is a predicted model, not a curated record. The transcript has 3 exons.